Molecule: messenger RNA, 1843 nt
Organism: Chaetomium strumarium
Lineage: Eukaryota; Fungi; Ascomycota; Sordariomycetes; Sordariales; Chaetomiaceae
Product: XPA protein C-terminus-domain-containing protein
Exons: 4
Coding region: 179-1396 (405 amino acids)
Biological process (GO): base-excision repair; UV-damage excision repair; nucleotide-excision repair, DNA damage recognition
Cellular component (GO): nucleotide-excision repair factor 1 complex
Molecular function (GO): damaged DNA binding
Source: RefSeq, a predicted model, not a curated record
GGGCUCCCGGGCUCCCCUGAGUCCCCUGACCUAUCCCCUAACCCGCGUCGGGAUUGUAAACUCGCCUUGACAACUUCUCUACAAACGAUCCCUCAAUCUGGCCAUCUGACUUGUGUUUUGCCGGUUUACGGCUUUGGCUCAGCACCCUGAACGUGGGUCCCAAGCACCCGCCCUCGCAAUGGAGCGACCAGGCACCCCUCCAACACAAGCAACAGUCUCGAGACGGCCGCCAUCCCCGCCGACACCAGAGGUUACUCGCAGAAUAGAAGAGUCGCGCCUGCGCGCAAAGGCCAUACGUGACCAGCGUGAAGCAGAGCAACGAUCGGCCGGCAUUCCACCGGCGCCGCGGACAGCUUCCGGCUUCAUCGCAACGGACGAUAUCCAGCUAGCCGUCCCCGCAGCCGGGAAGAAGCGACCGUACACAUCCAUAUCGCGAAGCGACAUACCCGUGACGAACCGAGAUGCCCGCACCGCGGCCCCGAAAGAUGGCGCAGCGGCGGCCGGCAAGGACGGCGGCGACUUGCGGCCCAUGUCGCGCAAGUUCAGCAAAUACGUCGACUACAACUUCAGCGCCAUGACCGACACCAAGGGCGGCUUCCUGAGUGCCGAGGACGACCCAUGGAACAAGAGCAUGUCCACCACAGCGGCGGGCGGGUCCGGCCCCGCGGGGCCCGAGCAGAAGCCGGCGCACAUGACGGCAGCCGAGUGGGAGCGGAUGCAGGUGAUCAGGAAGCUCCAGCGCAACAAGAGCGGGCCGUUUGAGCCUUCGCUAAGCGCCCUGGCCGACGAGAAGACGCGGAAGCGGUGCCGCGAGUGCCGCAGCCUGGAGAUCGACUUCGUCUGGGAGGAGGUGUUUGGCUGUGCCGUGUGCAACUCUUGCAAGGAGAAAUACCCGGAAAAGUACAGCCUGCUCACCAAGACGGAGUGCAAGGAGGACUAUCUGCUGACAGAUCCUGAGCUCAAGGAUGAAGAGCUCCUGCCGCACCUGAACAAGCCCAACCCGCACAAGUCCCACUGGCACGACAUGAUGCUCUUUCUACGGUACCAAGUCGAGGACUACGCCUUCAACCACAAGUGGGGCUCGGCCGAGGCGCUGGACGCCGAGUUCGAGAAGCGCGAAGCGGACAAGAAGAGGCGCAAGGAGGCCAAGUUCAAGGAGAAGCUGCUGGACCUGAAGCGCAAAACCAGGACAGACGCCUUCCGGCGGAGCAAUGCGAAGGCAGGCACUAGCGCCGCCGCCGCUGGAGGGGUAGGGAAAGCGGCCAAAUUCGGAGACGCCAUCGGCGGCGGCGGGAAACAUGUUCACGACUGGGGUCGGUCGGUGGAGAACGAGCAAGGCAUGACGGUCAAGACAUGCUUGACUUGUGGGAUGGAGGUCGAGGAGCUUGAACUGUAGGGUCGCCGAGCGGCUUCGGUUUGUGGUUCUGGGGGAACGAAUCAAAGCCCGGAUUCUUCAGGACCCCAAUGCGUCUUGCCAAUAUGCGAAAUGCAGAUGGAGCCCACAGGCCAAAUAGGCCCAGCUCAGCCAUUGUUGAGGGCUCUGUUGGGCUGUUUGCCUGUGUCUGUGUGUUGCCGCUGUUGCGCAGUCUGUCAAAUGCAAUGCCAAGACGACAUGGGCUUUGGUGUACAGACCCUUUAGGUGGUAGUUUGACUGCCGUCCGCUCACUCAAUUGCUUAACCGUGGUGAAUGAACCUCGCUCCCCAGCGCGGUGUGCAGGCCAUUUGCUCAUCUUGUUUCCCUUACGUUGAGAAGCUGCCUUUCAACUUUCGUUUACCAAGAACUUGAGGUCCAUCAGCCCAUGGACAGUUUCCCGCCUACAGAAGAACAAAUUGAAGAAGGCCU